AUGCACGCCCCCGGCCGCCAUCCCUGGGGCUCUGCCCGGCGGGCGCCCGCCGCCGACCCCAGCGCGGAGCCCCGAGCGGCGCUGCACAGCAGCCCGGAGCUCAGUCGGGCCACGCGGCUCAGCGUGGGGGAGCUGCGCUCCCUCUUCGAGGCGCGCUGCGCCGCCGUCGCCGCCGCCGCCGCCCGGCAGCUGCCCGACCCGGCCAAGCGGGGCUGCCGGCCCCCCAACGGCGUGCUGCCGCCCGUCAUCCCGCGCCUCACCGUCACCGCCGAGGAGAGCGAAGAGUCGCAGGGCAGCCCCGAGGCGCCGCCGGCGCACGCGGAGGGCGGCUGGCUGAGGACGGGCGGCUCGCUGCACCUGCAGUCCCGCAGGCUGUCCACCUCCUCGCUCUCCUCCACGGGCUCGUCAUCCCUCCUGGAGGACUCGGAGGAUGACGUGCUGAGCGACACGGAGGGCAGGAGCCAGGGCAUCGUGCACCUGGAGCGCGGCGACGACUCCAACCAGAAAAAAGCAUGGCAUACAAUUAAAACCAUGGUUAAUUUACCAGUGAUUAGCCCCUUCAAGAAACGCUACUCGUGGGUGCAGCUGGCUGGGCAUACAGGGAGUUUCAAGGCAGCUGAUAGUGGUAAGAUUCUCAAACGCUUCUCAGAGAAUGAAAAGGAAUGUUUUGAGCGACUGAUGAAAGAUCCACUACGAUCCUGCGUCCCUUGCUUCCAUGGUGUGGUGGAGAGAGAUGGAGAGACCUACAUUCAGCUGGAUGACUUGCUUACAGAUUUUGAAGGGCCAUGUGUGAUGGACUGUAAGAUGGGGAUCAGGACAUACCUGGAAGAAGAGCUGACUAAAGCCCGUGAGAAGCCAAAGCUGCGUAAAGACAUGUACAAGAAAAUGAUUGAAGUGGAUCCUCUUGCUCCCACAGCUGAAGAGAAUGCUCAACAUGCUGUCACCAAGCCCCGAUACAUGCAGUGGAGGGAAACAAUCAGCUCUAGUGCCAACCUGGGCUUUAGGAUUGAAGGGAUUAAGAAAGCAGAUGGAACAUGCAACACAAACUUCAAAACUACGAAGACACAAGAGCAAGUUCUCCAAGUUUUUGUGGAAUUCAUUGAGGGCAACACAACUAUUCUGAAAAAAUACCUCAAGCGUCUGCAGGAAAUUCAUAUCGUUCUUGAAUCCUCAGACUUCUUCAAGCGACAUGAGGUCGUUGGAAGUUCACUACUUUUUGUACAUGAUGGCAGUGGGAAUGCCAAUGUGUGGCUGAUUGAUUUUGGGAAGACCACCCUUCUUCCUGAUGGGCAGACGCUGGAUCAUAGGAUCCCCUGGCAAGAAGGCAACAGGGAGGAUGGGUACUUGUUGGGACUGGACAAUUUGAUUCGCAUCUUGGAAAGCAUCACGGAAAGAUGAGUUGAAAGUGACACAAAACUUACAGGGCUGCUUUGUAACUAACUUUCUUCUCUACUGAGAUCACUCAGAAGGAAACUGCUUUAACUCACUCCCUUCAGACUCCUGAGGUCAUCACAGUGCAGAGGGAACUACAUCCAGAACCCAGCAGCUAGUUAUCAAAAUGACUUUGCAUCAGCCCUCUGUGAACCUAAAUAACUAACUCCAGAUUGGUCUGCAUUGCACCAGCCUAACGCAAGACUGGUCCUCAGAGAAUCAAGAUCUCCAUACUCAGGAACCACACCAGCAUGAGUCAAGAGGUCUGUAUGGUAAACCAGAAUGAUUCUGAUUUCUGGUAAACUGAUGGGACUUCCAGAUUACCUCUCAGUGAUCCAGAGCAAAUGCUUGGGAAUUCAAGGGAGGAGUAACAAUUUUUCAGGGAACUGGAUAGUUUUGAAACCAGCAGGAGUGUUUCUUUUCUUUCACCCUAAUUCCAAGUCUUCUUGCUCCUGUGUAAACUAUAGGUUGGACUAACAACAGCUGCUGCCUUAUGUUAUGGGUGUACUCAAGGUGGAAAUCGAUGAUAAGCAGAAGAAUCCUGGAGCAAAGUGAGACAGCAGUUGUAGUGGCUGUAUGUGGUAACUGUUGUUGAUUAGUCCUCCUCAUCCCCACCUUAGCCUCUUAGCCACUUCUGUCCAAGAGCAGCCUUUGCUUUUUUAUGUAGCCUCUGAGGAGAUUACAGAUAGUCCAGGGAGAGAGUAGCAGCCUGUUGUCUCCAGAAGCAUUUGACUUUUCAAGCUGGGUGGGCUGUUGGGAAAGUGCCUAGCUUGGCAGGUUUGGCCUCUUGCAGCUGAACUACAGCUGUGAAAAUCAGUUAUUGCACUCUAGCACUCAGACUGGGGAACUAAGGGGGUUUUUCAAGGCUUGCUCAUUUUUAACAUAAAACUACUGUACACAUGCACAUACAUGCACACACUAGUAGCCAGUAAGCAAUGUGAUCUUUUAAGAUUAUAGUUUGACUGUCUUCUGAUGCACAUGAAAGAGGUGAUUUCUUGACCGUGCUCCUAUUCCCAAGUACAAUGCUGCCACUGAAGUGUGUAGACUUAUGUAAGUACUUUUAUAUAAAAGUGUAUAGUGCAGCAAUCAGGAAAGUAAAGUUCCUGCAUUCACAGCAUUACACUAAAGAUAAUUCCUACGCAUUCCUCCUCCAAUAUAUCAGCUGUUAACUCAGGGCAGUUUGGGGGAAGGAAUGUCAGUAUAUCACAUCCUUUAAUCCCUGUCUGGAAUCACAGGACCACUUUUGGUUUACUCUGUUCUGCUGUGGCCCAGGCACAGCCACAGAAAAUUCACAGUGAUUCAGUGUUUAGAUUAAAAUCAAGAAAGACUGAAGUGAUACUUCUUACAGUGGCUUCACAUACCAUUUCUGUUGGUUGCCUCUUGUCACUUUAACAGUUCUAUAAAUAUAACAGGAUAUAAAGACCAUCAGUAUUCGCCUGUUCACUUACAUUCCAGGCUUUAAUAUAAAUACAUGUUGAUGCAGUUGCCAAAAUGAGGACAUGACUGAAGAUUAGUGUUUGAUUAAUUCACUUUUAACAUCUUGAGCUGGUAACGCACAUCGAUCAGAAAUUGCUUCUCUUGCGAGUGUCCUGUGCUCAGAAGAGAUUCCAAGAACUGCAUCUAUCCAAGGAUAGAGGAAGGUAACUUGAUGCUUUGGGGAGCAGCUUUUUCAAGAAUUACUAACUGUGACCAUGAGCAAAAAUCCUGUAGAGCUUAGCUCUGCAAUGAAAUGCAUCUGUAACGUUUGUAAUUUGAAUCAAAGGGAAAUCAAAGAGUUACUUUUGAUAACAGACUCUUGUACUAUGAGAUCAGAUUUGAGAACUUAUUCAUCACCUCUCAACAAAACAGCAGUAUUAAAAAUGCAAUUGUGCCCUGAAGGUUAGAGGACAUAGAAUGGAUAUCCUGUGGGAAACAGUGAGGUGUGGAGACAUUUCCUUGUCAAAGAGGUUGUUUGAAACUGAUAAUUAUUUUUGCAGUUCACUGCAAAUUCAGACUUCUUCUGUGGCCUUCUAGAGUCCUUCUCAAUUUAUUUUCGUGAUAGUAUGCUAAUGAAUUUUCCACUGUUUUUUUUUUUUUCAGAGGGUUUUUUAGCUAUUUCAAAGAGUUUACACUUCUUUUUUUUUUUUUUUAAAUUGUGGUGAGCUUCCAGUAUUGAGCACGCAUGUUAUAAUUUCUGAUGCCUCCUAACUUUGGAAUUCCUAUGAGAUGACAAAUUAAUCUGUGGUGGUUUUCAUACUAUUAAUUAAGAAAAAGUCCUCCUCCUUUUCUGCAGCCAACAGGUAAACUGUCAGCUAGCACUGCUUAAGGAGGAAAAAAGGAGUAAAUAAAUCUCACAGGAUUACCUUUAAUAACAAGGCCUUUUCUCUAAGACUGCAGUUUCAGGGAUUUAGGAAAAAAAAAACAAC
Molecule: messenger RNA, 3836 nt
Organism: Lagopus leucura (white-tailed ptarmigan)
Lineage: Eukaryota; Metazoa; Chordata; Aves; Galliformes; Phasianidae
Gene: ITPKA
Product: inositol-trisphosphate 3-kinase A
Exons: 7
Coding region: 1-1398 (465 amino acids)
Biological process (GO): inositol phosphate biosynthetic process
Cellular component (GO): nucleus; cytoplasm
Molecular function (GO): inositol-1,4,5-trisphosphate 3-kinase activity; inositol tetrakisphosphate kinase activity
Source: RefSeq, a predicted model, not a curated record